CCAAAGUCUUAUCAAGUAAAAAAUUAAAUUGUUUGUGCAGUUGUAUUAUAUUUAGUUUCAAACCUGAAGUGGUAGUUGUCUUUAGUCUGUAACCAUUUAUUUCUCAUGAAUGGUAUUUUCUUUAAAAAGUACUUCUCCUGGGAACUUGUUCGACUAUAAGUGUAUUGAUUGUUAGUUCAUUUUGUUAUUUCGUUAUGUGAUGUUGAUGCUCUUUUCUGCUAUCUGCUUUUAUGCCAGAUAAGGGUAAUCGACCGUAACUGUGAAAUCCCUCAUGAAGGUCCCUUCUGUGAUCUCAUGUGGAGUGAUCCUUCAGAUAUUGAAACAUGGGCAGUCAGUCCACGUGGAGCAGGUUGGCUAUUUGGGUCCAGGGUCACAUCUGAGUUCAACCACAUAAACAAGCUUGAUCUUGUUUGUCGAGCUCACCAACUUAUGCAAGAAGGUCUUAAGUACAUGUUUCAGGAUAAAGGCCUAGUAACAGUGUGGUCUGCCCCGAAUUAUUGUUACCGUUGUGGGAAUGUAGCCUCUAUAUUGAGCUUCAAUGAGAAUAUGGAAAGAGAAGUAAAGUUCUUCACUGAAACAGAAGAGAAUAAUCAGAUGAGAGGGCCGAGGACAGGAGUUCCUUACUUGUAAUUGAAGCAAGUUACAUACUGCAGUGCCUGUAAAACCAUCCAAGCAUUUGGUUGUCUAAAAGAGGUGCGAACGAGGAAUCAUCGAUACAAUGCUAGCAGGUGGACCAGUCCUGGAAAUUUUGUUCUGCUCUGGCUAAGCUCUACUUUUGGGUAUCAAUGGAUCAUGUCAUAUUGAGUGUUGUCUCAAGGUCAACAUAGCUUUUCCCUUAAAUGUUCCUCUUUCAUUCCCAUACGCUGUCUAUUAUAUGCUACCUAUCUUGGUUGAUGCCUGUUCUAUAUUCAUGGGUUCUGUAUUUUGUUUCAUUAUAUGUAUACUGCUGCUUCUCAAUUUUAUCAUUGUUUUUGCCAUUUUAUCAA
Messenger RNA from Hibiscus syriacus, 986 nucleotides. RefSeq names its product phytochrome-associated serine/threonine-protein phosphatase-like. The coding region runs from base 295 to 630 and encodes 111 amino acids. Gene Ontology annotation, molecular function: protein serine/threonine phosphatase activity. Gene Ontology annotation, biological process: peptidyl-serine dephosphorylation. The transcript has 4 exons. Lineage: Eukaryota; Viridiplantae; Streptophyta; Magnoliopsida; Malvales; Malvaceae. The record is from RefSeq and is a predicted model, not a curated record. Gene Ontology annotation, cellular component: cytoplasm.